Molecule: messenger RNA, 1639 nt
Organism: Hevea brasiliensis (rubber tree)
Lineage: Eukaryota; Viridiplantae; Streptophyta; Magnoliopsida; Malpighiales; Euphorbiaceae
Product: phospholipase A(1) DAD1, chloroplastic-like
Exons: 1
Coding region: 287-1612 (441 amino acids)
Biological process (GO): lipid metabolic process
Molecular function (GO): glycerophospholipase activity
Source: RefSeq, a predicted model, not a curated record
AAACUUUCUCUCAACUUCCAUCUCAAACUGUCACUCUUUCUCCUUUUUAAUCAGAUCGCUCUUUACACUUGUUCUGCCAUGCCUUUUUCUUUCAUUAAAUGCUACAGCUGCCGUUUCUCUCCGACUCCCUACACUUCUCUGCCCUAUAAAAGGGCCCUUUAAAAAUCCUCUGGGACCAACACAACAAACAUCUUCAGCUUCAACUUCAACUUCAACUACUCAUCUCUCCAUCCCACCCAAUUUCCCUCGGUGGGAUAAAAGACUACCAACUGUAUAUUCUCAAAAAAUGAGGCUCUCUCUGGGAUUUGCACUGCCAUCUACACUCCCCUCAACAUCCUCCUCAACACACUCGACAUUACGGUGCUGUACCCUCACACAACUCAUAAAUCUCAACAGGAAGUCUAUAGAAAACCAACCUCUGAAAAAAUGGGAACGUCUGCUGGACCCGGUUGAUAUCGAGCCAAUACCAUCCUGGUUCCCCGCCCCAGCACGCAGACCUGUUAAACUAGGCAACAGAUGGAUGGAAUAUCAGGGUGUCAGAAACUGGGAAGGAAUGCUGGACCCGCUUGAUGAUAAUUUACGUGAAGAGAUUCUUCGAUACGGACAUUUUGUUGAAGCCGCAUACAAGUCCUUCGACUUUGAUCCUUCAUCACCCGCCUACGCCACCUGCCGGUUCCCGAAAAGCACAUUGCUGGAGCGGUCUGGUCUGCCUGAAACUGGUUACCGGCUAACCAAACACCUCCGUGCUACAUCUGGCAUCCAACUUCCACGUUGGAUAGAAAAAGCGCCUAGCUGGGUGGCUACUCAGUCUAGUUGGAUUGGCUACGUGGCAGUCUGUCACGACAAGGAUGAAAUUACGAGGCUAGGACGAAGAGAUGUGGUGAUAGCUUUCAGAGGCACUGCCACUUGCCUCGAGUGGCUGGAAAAUCUACGCGCCACCUUGGGUCACCUUCCGAAUAUAGACUCUGACAAGAGUCCUAAAGGGCACGGACCAAUGGUGGAAAGUGGAUUUUGGAGCCUUUACACUUCUGGAACCACAAUGGGCCUAAGCCUGCAAGAUAUGGUCCGUGAAGAGAUAAAAAGGCUUCUUCAAUCCUAUGGCGACGAGCCUCUUAGCUUGACCAUCACAGGCCACAGCCUGGGUGCUGCCCUCGCAAUCCUCUCUGCCUAUGACAUCAAAACCACCUUCAAAUGCGCACCACUCGUGACUGUCAUUUCCUUCGGCGGUCCACGUGUCGGAAACCGUAGUUUUCGCCAACAUCUGGAAAAACAAGGCACAAAAGUUCUUCGAAUAGUCAACUCCGAUGAUCUAAUAACAAAAGUACCUGGGUUUGUGAUCGACGGAGACAAUGAGGUAGCAAAUAACAAGGACGUCAACGUUUCUAGCCUUCCUGGCUGGAUCCAAAAACGCGUGGAGGAGACGCAGUUAGCUUACGCGGAGGUCGGAAGAGAGCUGAAACUCAGUAGCAAGGACUCUCCCUACCUAAACAGCAUCAAUGUUGCUAGUUGUCAUGAGCUGAAGACGUACCUGCACUUGGUCAAUGGAUUUGUGAGCUCCUCCUGCCCAUUCAGAGCCACGGCCAAGAGACUUCUUAGUAACCAUAGUAGAUAAUAAAAACAGCUAACUAGCUAGGUAGUG